CUACGUGGCGCAAUAAUCACCACCUUAACACAAUAAAAACAACCUCUUCUGGCGUAUCAUCCCCUUCUUCUUCUCCCUCUCCCUCCCUUUGAAAAUCGAGCAAUAUUCAGAAGAGAGAAAAGGAAGGUGAGAGAUUUUUUUACAUCCUUCUUCAAAUCAGUAGCCAAAAAAUGGGGCUUAGCUUUACAAAACUGUUUAGCCGGCUCUUUGCCAAAAAGGAAAUGAGAAUUCUGAUGGUAGGUCUCGACGCUGCUGGUAAAACUACUAUUCUGUACAAGCUCAAGCUUGGUGAAAUUGUCACUACUAUCCCUACCAUCGGAUUUAAUGUGGAGACCGUGGAAUAUAAGAACAUAAGCUUCACUGUUUGGGAUGUUGGUGGUCAAGACAAGAUCCGCCCUUUGUGGAGGCAUUACUUCCAAAACACUCAGGGUCUUAUAUUUGUGGUGGAUAGUAAUGACAGGGAUCGUGUUGUUGAGGCCAGGGAUGAGUUGCAUAGAAUGUUGAAUGAGGAUGAACUGAGGGAUGCUGUCUUGCUUGUGUUCGCAAACAAACAAGAUCUUCCCAAUGCAAUGAAUGCUGCAGAAAUAACUGACAAGCUUGGGCUUAAUUCUCUCCGUCAACGCCACUGGUACAUUCAGAGCACAUGUGCAACAUCUGGAGAGGGUCUCUAUGAGGGGCUGGAAUGGCUGUCGAACAACAUUGCUAGCAAGGCUUGAAAAAUAAACUCUUCUUAAGGAAUUUUGGUCGUUGUCUAGACUUGUAAUACUUGCAAUUCUGGGAAGCCUGGUUCAUCUUUUGUUCAGAGAUUGGCGUUGUAAUAGCAGAAUGUUGGUUUAGAUUUGCUUAUAUUCUAUAUGGGUUUGUGCAAUUUGUCUGAGCUACUACUUAUAAACAGAUUUAAUAUUAUAUAUCAUGGCUUAUUUGAGGAUUA
Messenger RNA from Ricinus communis (castor bean), 931 nucleotides. RefSeq names its product ADP-ribosylation factor. Gene Ontology annotation, cellular component: cytoplasm. Bases 171 to 716 code for a protein of 181 amino acids. Gene Ontology annotation, molecular function: GTPase activity; GTP binding. The record is from RefSeq and is a predicted model, not a curated record. The transcript is spliced from 7 exons. NCBI's taxonomy places the organism in Eukaryota, Viridiplantae, Streptophyta, Magnoliopsida, Malpighiales, Euphorbiaceae. Gene Ontology annotation, biological process: intracellular protein transport; vesicle-mediated transport.